UUGACAGGGCUUUAGUGGAGAGGGAAGCUGUGGGAUCGACCCCUUGGGACUUGAAAGCCAAUUCAACCUGCUGUCCUCGCCAGGCGUCAACCGCCAACCAGCUUCCUCUUCGGCCUACCUGGAUGAAGCCGUUGAGUUUCUGCGAUGGACUUCAUUGGAUGGAUGAUUUGACAUCAGACGAUUUCCGACGCACUUAACAUACCCUAAUUUGAUCUGGCCCAAUGUCACUGUGUUGCUGCCGCUAAUUAGGCCCUUCCUUUGCAGACCGAAUGAAGCGAGGCCGAGAAGCAGCAGCCCAACCACCGGAUUUCAUCCCAGGAUUAUUGAUAUUUCCUUCAACGCCUUUCUCGUCCAAACGCUAAGGGUUUCUUUGGAAUUCUGAAGCACAAUACGACUGACAGAAGGAUUGCUCGUUUCCUUCACAACCAUUGUGGUGUACGGCUUCAACAUGGGUGUCAUUAACCCCUUAACAGUCCUCGCCGCGGGCAUCGUCUCCGUGUUGCUGUAUGCCAUUUUUGGCCAAUCCAAAUUGAAGAGAAACGGUGUUCCGCUACAACGCCCCCCUGGUACCCUACCCCUUGCUGGCAACGGCAUUAACUUCUUAAGAGACCGACAAAACUUGUUCGACUGGUUUGCAAAGUGCGAGCAGCUCUACGGCUAUGAGACCUUGCAGAUCUCCGUUCCAAGCCUCCCGCCUGGCGUCAUUAUCAGUGACCCAAGAAAUCUCGACUACGUCUUCAAAAAUGAGGGCAUAUUUGCCAAGGGCGAGUUCUUCCAAGCGCGGUCGAGGGACUUAUUCGGCAACGGGAUCAUCAAUGUUGAUGGUAACCUGUGGAGGAUACAGCGCAAAGCGGGGCUGAACUUUCUCAACACGUCAAACUUGAGAGUCCUGACAGAUGUAGCUCUGCCAGAGUAUCUAUCGCGGAGUGUGGCCUUCCUGGAGGCUAAGGCCGGCAAGGGAACUGUCGACCUACAAGCUGUCUUUCACGAAAUCACCACACAACUCAUGGGGAAGAUGGCGUACAAUAUGGAGAUGCACGCCGAAGACGAUUUCGGCCUGGCUUUCGACUACGCAUCCGGAGCAACUGCUGAACGGUUUCAAAACCCGCUAUGGUUCGUCAGCGAACUAUUUACUGGUGCCCGGUUGCGGAAGUCUUUAUCGGCCGUGAAGUCAUUCGGACGCAGUAUUGUCUCCAACGCAAUAAAGGACAGAAAGAUUCGUACCGUGAACGAGGAGCAGAUUUCCAAAGAUGCUAGCAAGGAUAGAAUGGGCGAUAUCUCGGGUAGUCUAAUCCAAUCGCUCUUGGACUCCAUCGGGGAUGAGCAGCUGGUCGCUGAUGCUGCGCUGAACUACCUCUCCGCUGGCAGAGACACAACGGCACAAGCUCUUACAUGGACGUUCUACUUGUUAAUGAAGCAUCCCGAGGUCGUAGCCAAGGUCCGCAAGGAAAUCGACCAAGUCACAGAGGACAGUCAGGACACACUUGAGAAGGCCAUAUCAGAGCAGGGCAAUCCAACCUCGAUGCCAUACAUCUUCGCCGUCUUCUGUGAAGCACUGCGCAUCUUCCCACCCAUCCCCUUCGAGAUCAAGCAGGCUGUACAGGCGACCACUCUGCCGGACGGUACUUUUCUCCCCCAGAACGCUGUCAUUGUAUGGUGCACUUGGGCAAUGAACCGAUCACGCCUCACAUGGGGCCCUGAUGCGGACGAGUUUCGCCCUGAGCGUUGGCUGGUUGAUGGCAAGGUAGCCAACAAGAGCGCCUCGGAGUUCCCCGUCUUCAACGGCGGGCCGAGGACGUGUCUGGGCAAGAAAAUGGCAGAGAUCAUUGCCGUGCAGGUCAUCGCCACGGUGGUUGGCCUUUUCGACUGUGUGAGGGUGGACGACUCGACGAGAGUCAGCAAGAGCAGUCUGACACUCCCAAUGAAGGAUGGGCUACCUUGUUUUGUGCGCCGCAGGGGCACCGAUUCGGGAUAGUUAAAACGCUUUUAACAAGCUGUUGCACAACUGUUGAUAUCAAUACACUCUCGCGCGUAAAUCAUCUAUCAUCGAGCAAAAUGCGACAAUCAAGCGGUAUAUUUGCAAUAGAUGCAUAAAAACAAUGCUGCAGCACUAGAAGAACUCGUCAUGUAGCACAACCUGGUUUCGAUCCAGGGACCUCUGGGUUAUGAGCCCAGCGCUCUACCCCUGAGCUAUUGUGCUAGUAGUGGGUCUUGCUUU
Molecule: messenger RNA, 2218 nt
Organism: Colletotrichum navitas
Lineage: Eukaryota; Fungi; Ascomycota; Sordariomycetes; Glomerellales; Glomerellaceae
Product: cytochrome P450
Exons: 4
Coding region: 449-1975 (508 amino acids)
Molecular function (GO): oxidoreductase activity, acting on paired donors, with incorporation or reduction of molecular oxygen; monooxygenase activity; iron ion binding
Source: RefSeq, a predicted model, not a curated record